CCUACCUUUUGUCCUUUCGGAGCCACCGUAGGAUGAAGUCACGAGGAAAGAUGGCGCUCCCCGUGCGCGCUAACCUGAGACAUGUCUUCAGCUCCAUUCGGAAGUUUAACUCGCCCCAAAGGUCACUCUGCGCUGGAGCCCGUCCGGAAGACCAGGGGCCUCCGGGAGGCGGGCGCGUGUUUUCUGGAAUCCAGCCAACUGGGGUUCCCCACCUGGGCAACUACCUGGGUGCUCUGGAGAACUGGGUGGCCCUGCAGAACCAGUAUCCAUCAGUGCUCUACAGCAUUGUGGACCUGCACUCCAUCACCCAGCCUCAGGACCCGACCCAGCUCAGGAGUAACAUACUGGACAUGGCAGCCAGCCUGCUGGCCUGCGGCAUCGACCCAGAGAGGGCGAUACUCUUCCAGCAGUCCAAGGUGUCUGAGCACACUGAGCUCUCCUGGAUCCUCGGCUGUCUGACCAGCAUGCCCCGCCUGCAACACCUGCCACAGUGGAAGAUGAAGAGCAAACUAAAGAACAAAGGCAGUGUUGGUCUCUACACGUAUCCUGUCCUCCAGGCUGCGGAUAUUCUCCUCUACAAGUCCAAUCACGUCCCCGUUGGAGAGGAUCAGGUCCAGCAUUUAGAGCUGGCUCAGGACCUCGCUCGCAUCUUCAACCACCACUACGGACACCUGUUCCCUGAACCCCGUGCCCUGCUGAGCCCUACACGAAAGGUCAAAUCCCUCCGUGACCCCUCUGCUAAGAUGUCCAAGUCCGACCCCCAGACAAUGGCGACGAUUACCAUCACGGACUCCCCUGACGACAUCGCCCUCAAGGUCCGCCGCGCCGUCACCGACUUCACCUCGGAGGUCUCCUUUGACCCAGAAACGCGUCCAGGUGUGUCCAACCUGGUGACGAUACACUCUGCCGUGGCGAUGAUCGGCGUGGAGGAGGCCUUGUCCCAGGCCAGAGGGUUGGACACAGGAGUCUAUAAGAAGCUUGUGGCCGAGGCUGUGAUCCAGAGGUUAACACCCAUUCGAGAGGAGAUCGAGAGGCUGAGGUCGGACCGGGCUCACCUGGAGGGAGUGCUGGCUCGGGGGAACCGCAGGGCCCGGGAGCUGGCUGAACCGGUCCUCGGGGAGGUCCGGCGGCGAGUGGGAUUCUGCUAAGGAGUCAGCCGGUCUGGAAAACGGAGCCGCAUUUAUACUGCAGGUCUUGCUCAGUACUUAACUCCUGCUGAUAGUACAUUUUAUUCCAAUGACUGUUUACAUCCUGGACUACCCCGGAAACGUAACGCAUUUAUGAGAAAAAAGUGCGUUGGGAGGCAGCGUGGAAAAGACUGAGCCGGAGACUGCUGUGGUGUUCAGACCUGAAACUCACUGGUGGGGGGGGGGGGCGGGACGACCACCUUUGUGUUCGUCUCAUUGAAAUGAAUGGGGAGGCCGCGGCUUCCGAUGCAGCGGUAACGUUGGUCUGAACACAGCAACAACAAGAAGAGAAGAUGUCGUCACUUUUGUUUGUUUGUUUUUGUGUGUGUGUGCGUGUGUGUAGGCGUUUCCUACGCACUCGUUGUGAAGACACCGCAACUUAUUUGUCUGCCUUUUGGGUUUCGCCUGUAAAGUUUUUUUUUUUUUCCUCCAGACGCCACACGGGCUUUAUUAUUUGUGAUCCUUUCCAAGGUUUUGAACCCCCUCGUCCUCGGUGCCAGCGGCGCUCAGCCACGUCGCUGCGCCGCCGAGGCAGCGUAAAAACAGCCGCAUUCAGAGGAGCCGCGUUUACUCAUUAACCCGCACUUGUUCGAUUCGACUGUUCGAACACAAGUCGAUAUUCAGGUCGCAGGUGCCGACGUGGUUUGACACACGUCCGGGGCUCUGUUCGCACUCGGCAGCUCAAUCCCGUUUCGCGGAUCCGGGUCGGAAUCGGGUUACGGUGGUGAAAUCUGAACUGACAAAGAAGCAAAACACGAGCUCAUCAGAUGUGCUUUUAGAAGCAGGGAGGGAAGGUGAGGGAAGGAGAACGGUGAAAAUACAAAAAAAAAAAAGCGAGAGAGUACGUUCUCAAGAAAAACACACACAUACAGAAUACAGCACAGACGAGUGCGUGAAACAGCAACGGUCAGACGCAGCGUACAGCUACCGUAGUGCGUUAUAAGCGUGAGCCUGCAGGAAACCCUCUGCCGCUGCGCGCCUCAUGACGGCGUGUGCGCCGUGAAGCUGCGUCAGGCGAGACCGCUUCAAGAGGUUCUGUGGUGCAAAAAGGUGACACUAGAGGUCGUUGAAAAUAAUUGUUCGGUGCAAAUAACUCAAGUCGAGGCUUUAAAAAAAAAAAAAAAAUCUGUGAUUUUUUUUAAUACACACACUCACGCAAACGUAAGUUACACCUGCCCGCCUUUGCACUGGAGGUCAGUCGAGAGCAUCAUCUUUUCCAAAGCUAAAACCACCAACUCGCGACCAGUACAGUCCGGCCCCCUUCACGGCCUGCUCUUUUUAUACAGUGCAGCAUGGCAUCGCUGACUGCUUUUUUUUUUUUUUUAAACAGAACCAGUCAACCACAUCAGCGCCGGACUGGCAUACGCCGGUAACAUGCAGCCCCCCCCCCCCCAAUGGCCACUUUAGUAAGUGCUCGUUUACAUUCUGUUGCAAUUCAAUGCAAAGGCUCCGCCAUAAGCUCGACCUUUCCGAAGUCCACGGCGUCUAGUUUCCGUUGACGGUGACAGAAAUGUAUACAUUUCGUUACUGCGGUCACAGCUAAAAGGUGGCGUUGCACUCGGCCACGUUAUAUUCAGAUGUUUUUUUUUCUUCUAAUUUUACUCCCUUCCCGCUUACAGACGUGACAGUUAUGGUAGGUGAGUAAACACCUCUGAAUAUAAUGAAGUCCAUGACAUCACCACCGCUAACUUUGAUGUCAGUGCUAAGAUAUAAAAUUGAAUGAACACCUCUAUGAAAGAGUCAAAAAAAAGAAAAAAAAGAAAAGAAAAACGAGAAGAAAAAAUCCCUGAACAUUAUAGGCAUCGUAAAAGUAGGCUUUAAGGCAGAACAGGUGUAUUGGCUUGCAUUGGAUUCCACAGGUGUAGCUAAUAAAGUUCUUUUACUGCUACACACGAGAGCUGCUUGAAAAACAUUCAGAAAUAAU
Molecule: messenger RNA, 3111 nt
Organism: Xiphias gladius (swordfish)
Lineage: Eukaryota; Metazoa; Chordata; Actinopteri; Istiophoriformes; Xiphiidae
Gene: wars2
Product: tryptophanyl tRNA synthetase 2, mitochondrial
Exons: 6
Coding region: 33-1148 (371 amino acids)
Biological process (GO): mitochondrial tryptophanyl-tRNA aminoacylation
Cellular component (GO): mitochondrion; mitochondrial matrix
Molecular function (GO): tryptophan-tRNA ligase activity; ATP binding
Source: RefSeq, a predicted model, not a curated record